AUGUCUGUGGCUACUAAGCCACAAUCAGCAGCAAAACAAAUGCACGAGCCGCCACGAGCGAUACUUGGUCCCACGGGAAACAGAGUUAGGGUUUUGGAGGAGGCUAAAAGGAAAAUUGAGUUUUUAAAGAAAUCACAGCAGAAACCAAGGAAACCUGUGGAGAAAAUGUCUCAAGCUGCAGUUAAGAAUAACUUGUCAGUGGAUAGCACUUGUUCUUCGGAUUCUUCUGGUUCUUCAAUUUCUGGAAGGAAUGUGAAGCGUAAUGGAAUAAAACAAGUCAAGGAUGUUACUAAUGGAGGCGAAAUUAAGGAUGUUUUGUUGAAGAAAGAGGGGCCGGUUAAGAGGUGUGAUUGGAUUACUCCGAAUUCUGACCCACUUUAUAUGUCUUUCCAUGAUGAAGAAUGGGGAGUUCCAGUUCAUGAUGAUAGGAAACUGUUUGAGUUACUUGUAUUUUCACAAGCGUUAGCAGAACUCAGCUGGCCAGCAAUUCUUCACAUGCGAGACAUAUUCAGGAAGCUGUUUGACAACUUUGACUCAUCAUCCGUUGCACAAUUUACAGAGAAGAAGCUCCUAUCAUUGAAAGUUAAUGGGAAUCUGUUGCUAUCUGAACCAAAGCUUCGUGCAAUAGUGGAGAAUGCUAAACAGAUGCUCAAGAUUCAGCAGGAAUUUGAUUCCUUCAGCAACUAUUGCUGGCGGUUUGUGAACCAGAAGCCAUUAAGAAAUGGUUUUCGCUAUGUGCGUCAAGUUCCUGUGAAGACCCCAAAAGCCGAACUGAUCAGCAAGGAUCUGAUGCAAAGAGGGUUCCGUUGUGUUGGACCCACUGUUGUGUAUUCAUUCAUGCAAGUGGCAGGAAUUGUUAAUGAUCACCUGGUAGCAUGCUUCCGAUAUCAAGAAUGCAAUGUAGACUUGAAAAAGGAUUUCAAACCCAGGAGUGAAGAGACAGAGAGAGUUACUAAAGCUUUGGGGAACACAUGCGUAUCUCAUGACUGA
This is a messenger RNA of Dovyalis caffra, 990 nucleotides long. The record is from the annotation of a GenBank genome assembly. Lineage: Eukaryota; Viridiplantae; Streptophyta; Magnoliopsida; Malpighiales; Salicaceae.